This is a messenger RNA of Fusarium coffeatum, 1167 nucleotides long. RefSeq lists its product as uncharacterized. The record is from RefSeq and is a predicted model, not a curated record. The coding region runs from base 1 to 1167 and encodes 388 amino acids. Lineage: Eukaryota; Fungi; Ascomycota; Sordariomycetes; Hypocreales; Nectriaceae. The transcript has 4 exons. Gene Ontology annotation, molecular function: oxidoreductase activity.
AUGCACAUCUCGUCUGCAAUUUUCGCCGCCGUGCUGGGCGCCUCAAGUCUUGUCGCCUCAGCUCCUACCGACCAAUCAUCAGGAACUGAUUUGGUGCUGUCUCUCAACGAGAAGGCGACGUCUGCGCUGAAAAAGGGAGACGUAAAGUCCAACGGACGUUCCGGAUCCAAGAAAUGCACCAUCUUCAACGCCGCUGUUCGACGCGAUUGGAAAACGCUUUCCAAGAAGGACAAGAAGGCGUACAUUGGUGCUGUGCUUUGCCUGCGAAAGAAGCCUUCCAAGGCCGACCCUGCUUUUGCGCCCGGUGCUCGAACCAGAUAUGAUGACUUUGUUGCUGUCCAUAUCAACCAAACCUUGAGCAUUCAUGGCACAGGCAACUUCCUCACCUGGCAUCGGUACUACACUUGGGCCUACGAGAAGGCCCUUCAAGAUGAGUGCGGUUACAAGGGCACCCAGCCUUACUGGAAUUGGUUCGAGACCGGUGACUUUGCCACGAACCCUCUCUUUGAUGGUUCUGACACAAGCAUGAGCGGCGACGGCAAGUUCUUCAAGCACAACGGUUCAGUCUCUGGCGGAGGAAACAUCUUUCUUCCUAGUGGUAACGGUGGCGGCUGUAUCGAGACGGGUCCUUUUGCUGGCGAAGUCGCCAAUCUGGGUCCUCCUUCCCCAGGGAUGGACGGCAUGGAAGCGACCAAGACGCCUCUGAACUACAACCCGCGUUGUCUUCGCCGUGACCUUACCUCCUACGCCGUCGAGCAGUGGAUGACGCUACCAAAUCUCUACAACGUCACCCUCGGAAGAGCUUCCCAUUCCAUUAAAGCCAUGCAAGACGAAUUUCAAGGUCGGUUUGGAGACAGGUUCUUAGGCAUGCACGCUGCCGGCCAUUUCAUUAUGGGAGGCGAUGCGUCGGAUCUCUACUCGUCUCCCAAUGACCCCGUGUUCUUCUUACAUCACGCCAUGGUCGAUUACGUGUACUGGAUCUGGCAGGCGUUGCAUCCCAAGCAAGCCAAGGAUAUUGCGGGCACAAUCACCAUCUCCAACCGACCUCCCAGCAGAGACGCUCUGAAGUCGGAUCCCCUGAACAUGGGAGUUAAUGCGCCCUUGAUUGCUAUUGACGAUGCCCUUGAUACCCUCAGUGGUGCGCCUUUUUGCUAUAUCUAUCUUUAA